GUUUUUGUUCCGGAAACAGUUAAUUUAGAUAAUUGAAAAUUCAAAUAAAUUUUGAAAUAAAGAUAAAUUUGAUAAAUUAUUUUUUUAUAAGUAUGUUUGUUUAGAAUUAGGUAUUCUUUUAGUCGUCAGCAAAUAAAUACAAAACACUGACAUCCCUUCUAACGUAUCAUUAGAAAAGAUAAGAUGAUGGAAGCUUAGUCAUUUCCAUAAAUAGCAUAUUUUUCCUUUUUUAUGAAACCAGUGGGAGUGAGACAAAACGAAAACAUUGCACAAGUGCCCAAGAAGGAAAUUUGUGAAGUUGGGUGUGACCAAAUAAUAAUAAUUUUAGUAAAAGAUGUGAGGAACAAAUGCUUCAAUAAUUUCGUUUAGAUAAACUUUGAUUCUUAAAUUCGUAAAUUAAUUUAAGUGAAAGUAGUUCCUGUUGAUUAUGAAGAAUUGAGUUAAAUUAGCUAUGCCAUCCCUUAGAAAAAGAGUUUCUAGCUACUUUAGGCAACUAAGUUUCCACAACGAACCUAGGGAUAGGAGACACAAUAUAAAUGAAAAUUCAUUUGUAACUAAAUAUUUGCAAGGGCACAUAACUUUAAAAGAGGGUCCGCCAAUAAUAUAUGGAAAGAAUCCCACAGAUCUUCCAAAUUAUGAAUUAGGGUCCUACACCAAUGGCUCUAAUACCAUCAUUGGUUGUUAUUCUGGUCCUAAUGGAGGUCUCACUACUGUUAAAAGAACAGAAAAACAUUUAUCAGUGUUAGAUGAUGACAUUGAUUUUAUAGAUACCCCCGAUGAAGAUGUUGUACCACUCACAUUACCAAAAAAAUCCCCAAUCAGAGUACACCCAGGACAACCCAUAGACAAUACAACUAUGGUAAUUAAAGUCGCGGGAAAUGAAUAUUGCGUUACUAACAAACCAAAGAGACACAGUAAGAGUCACAGUCUAGGUAGCAUAGCUGAUUUCAAUAUAGAAAUUGAAAAAACUAAAAUAGAUAAGUCUGUUUGCUCAAACAAUAAUAAUUGCGAUACUAUCCAAUGCAAACACAGUUUAACUUGUAACGUUAACGAGAUUAAAAAAUGUGAUGAAGGUAGAGAUAAGGUUAACACUAAUACUGAAACUUCUAGAAUUGAUAAAGAUAGGAAAGGAAGCGAUGUAAAUAAACCUCUAAUUAAGAAAACUGCAAGAAAUACGACUGGAAGUAAAAGAGAAAAUGCGAGACACCAUCAAAAAGAUGUAACUGACAGACAGAAUGAGAAUUACAGCCUGGCUAAAUCAAAGAGCGAGGGUAAUCCCUUUCACAAUAAGAGAAAAGGGAAGAUAAUCAAAAUUGAAAGACCAACUGCUGCUCGGGAUGACGAUACAGCUGAUAGAACAAACAUUCCUUCAUUAGGCAACAAUGGCGACAACGUGCUGCCUACAGAAUGGAAUGCAAAGUCUGAAUACGUUUUUGGUCUGUCAGAUUCUCUCUAUGAUAGAAAUCAAGUUACCAAAAAUAAAAACGGCGACCCUAUAGCGGAUUGUUUUGGUAUAAUUGCCAGAAAAGACUCUGCUAUCUUAGCAGUAGCAGACGGAGUCAACUGGGGAGAAAAGGCUAGCAUAGCAGCUAAAUCGGCAGUGCACGGCAGCUUGCAUUAUUUAAACAAAACUAUUUUUAACGAUUUGAAACCGUUCGAAAACUUGACGAUAAAGACGGACGAAAGUUCAAUAUCUAAUACCAGUUUAUUGGAUGAAAAAACGAAUCUUGUCAGUAAUACCAGAGAAGUAUUCGUUUGUCUGUUACGAGCCUUCAAUUGCGCCCACGAUCUCAUCUUAGAGAAUAAGGGUAUGUUGACAACUCUAACCGUAGCUGUGAUUCUGCCUUUGAGGCAGAAACUCGAACGGAGGAUCAGAUAUUCAAACGGCGAGGAGAGAAAUGAGACUGAGACUCAAUAUGUCUGUUGCGUUUGCAACGUAGGCGAUACGUUAGCGUACGUUUAUUCUGGAAAAUACGGCGUCAGGGAACUCACAAAAGGUUCUCACGACGUCAACAGUAACAGGGAUAUGAGAGACGCCCUAGGAGCUCUGGGUCCAGUAGACGGAAUAAACCCGGAGCUCAGUAACCUUACAUUAUCCAUAACGACUUUGCAAAAAGGCGAUAUCGUCAUGGUAGCCAGCGAUGGUCUUACAGACAAUUUCGACCCGAACGUUUGUAAAUUCACGGUAAACACCAAGAACGAUCAACAAUCCACAGUCAGGAAACCGAGUAUGCGACAGAGAGCAAUGCAAUCGCAAGUCCCUUUGGAAAUUAAGAUGCCCGUUACGAAACCUGUAAAGAAUAUCGAAACUCCUGCUCAGAAACCGCCUAUUAAGCCGCCUAGAAAGUCCAAAACUAGAGAUUCUUCGGGUAGAAAUUCGGCUGAAAGAAGUAGCAUAAGAAGUAGCGCGACAGAAAAGUCUUCCUCGCCCUCAGUAGAAAAUAUCUCCAUACAGGGUAAAAACAAUAACACGUCAGUAGUUGAUCAACAUUCCAGUAUCGGUAGUUCUAUGAAAUCACAAACAUCAGAACCAAGUUCUAGUGAAAUUAAUAGUAGUCCGAUAAAUAAUAGUUCUAAUGAAGUAGUAAAUAGUAGUAGUUCCAAUGUUCCAGUAGGCGAGUACGAAAAUCCGCUUGUAGCGGCAUUUAUGAGGGAGAAUUCUUUAGAAGAAUCUUCCAAAUCUGAUAAAGGUAGCAAAACGCCUCCCGUGGUGGAAAACAGAGCCAGCAGUCUGAGACGCCAGGCAGCUAAUCAGAUCAAACAAGACCCGGUGGCGGCGGAAUCUAGUCAAACUCAGAGGCCGGUUACUCCGAAAGCUGUUGCCAGCAAGACGUUGCAAACCGUUCCGGAAAAAAGCAGUAAUUCCCCUAGAAAAAUAGACGUAGGUUAUAAGUUUUUACGAUCGAAAACUACGGUAGACAUGAGAUCGUCGAAUGUGAAACAUAUCGUGAGGAAUGAGGAUGGCGUACCGUACAUAACUCCCAUCCAGAGGUACGAGUUGCAGUUGUUGCUGAUGGAGGACAUCUUAAAGAAUGGAAUUUCAGGAAAAGAUUCUCCUUGUACGUCGGCGAAAAGACUCUGCGAGAAUCUCAUCAGCUACACAUUGAGCAUUACUUCAGCGAAGCGCCAUACAUUAGAAGACCCGGAUCUCUACUUCGAUAACAAAAACGGAAUACUAGUUGAGGUCACCAACCAAGAGAAGAAAAUCAGAAGGAAAAAGGGAUUGGAACGGGUGCAAAAUCUGCCCGGUAAAUUGGAUCACGUGACCAUUGUGGCAUAUAACGUUGGUAAUUUUGCUCUUUAGUAGUAAAGCUGGUUCAAAAGGAUUUUAUUUUUAAAUCCUAUUUAUUCUUCUUAAAUUAUUUGUUAAAUUCAAGUAAAAAGUACCUUAGAACGGUUGGAAAUUAAAAAUAAAAUAACAGUGAGAUUGGUAUAUACCUAUUAUUUUUUUAAAGAAAAUUUUAAUAAACAUACUCAUAUUACUCAUUUAAAACAUUUUACUCUACAAAAUUUAUACAUUUAUACCGUAAUGCUGCCAAUCUUAACAUACUUUCUUAUUUAAUGCCUUAGUAAGAAUAUAGAAAAGAAAACAAUUUUAAAAAAUUGACAUUUGAAGUGAUGUCAAAAGUUAAUUUACGUCAAAAUAUUAAGAAAGGCUUUGACCAAAAAAUUUAAACCUUUGGUGUGUUGUCUGUUAGCAUAUCUAGCCUAACGGGCAUUUCCAUCUAUCAAUUUCUUCACGAUUAUAUCGCCUAGGGAUACAAAGUAAAAUUUCCAAGUAUUCUUCACUGGGUAAUCCCAAAAUAUAAGCUAAAUUAUCUACGCUGGCUAAAUACCCAAAGAGAUGGAAGCCACAAUAUUAAAAUAAGGCUUUGACAGUUGACUAGAAUAUUAACUAUGAAGACUAGAGGUAAGGAGGCGAAUCGGCAUGCUCAAAAUACGGUCCCAAAAAUCACAUGUCAAUUGAGCUUUUAUAAUUAACCGCAUGGGCGCUGGUACGGUUUACGUAGUUCAAAAUACAUGGCUUAUGGGAAUUAUACAUAAUUUUGUCAAAAUAAUAAAAAUAAACUUGUUUAUAGCUAAAUAAAGCACAGAACAUACUGUUGUAUUUAUUCCUAUUUAAGUAAAAUGAAAAUUAUUGAUGAUAAGUGUUGAAAUUUGAUGGGUAGGGCUAAUUAUUUUUAAAUUAAAGCUAAAUAGGGCUGAGCGCAUACUAAGACACGGUUUAAAUGAAAAUAUUUAGUUAGGGAUUUUAGAAAAUUUUAUGAACAUAAUAAAAAUCAAAUUGUUUAUUGCUAACUAAAGCACAGAAAAUACUGUUGAUUUUACUUAUUGUAAAUAAGUCUUUGUUUUAAUUGCUAACUAAAGUACAGAAAAUACUUUUGGUAUUAAUUAUAAAUGAGCCUUUAUGUUAAACAUUAUUAAAUAAAAUUAGGUAUGACCAAAUUUGAAAAGAUUUGUUAAAUGGUAAAAUUUGGUAAGUACAGUUUUGUGGUAAUUUUGUAUUCGACAACUACAAUUUCAUCAUCCUGGUGAAUAGUUUCUUCAGCAACAAAUUCAGUUCGGUUUUUGUCUUUUCCUAAUACUGGUCAAGUAUGAAGGGAGAUUCGGGAAUAUACAUGGUAUUACUUCCAUCUUUAAUCUCGGCCUUUCCCUUUUUAUUUUGUUAACAGUACCAUUAGUUAAAAUAGACUCAUCAAAUUUUAAAAUAUCUUCUAAAAAGUGUAGCUCGCAAACAGAAUCAUAACUAGACAGUACUUUAUCAGCUCUGGGAAUUACAUGCUGCCAUUGUUCUAAACGUUUAGGAUUCUAUAAAAAAUAUUUGCAAUUACCUAAUUGGAGUUCAAUAAAGAAAAAUAACAGUAGUAACUCUUCAUCUAACAUCAAAAAACAUAAAAAAAGCAAAUGUAAGUUAAAUUUAAUGUGUAAUUAUUGUUGUUUGUAAGUCAGGAUUUAUGACUUUAUUAUUUUUUAUUAUAGACUUUUGUAAUUAAAUAAACUACACGUCGUAAGAUACGGGUUGUGACUAUUUUCCAAUAAAUAUAUAUUAUUUAGAAAUAAAAACAUUAUUACUUACUUACACUAGGAGCUUUAAAAAGACUUGUAUUUUUAUCUCCUUGUGUUUUCUUUAAUUUUAUAUCGGAUUUAUAUCCCGUUUUUCAACCCGGAACGAACCAAAUCCUGCUUUGCCGUUUUUUGUUACUCAUUGUUACUUGUAGUAUUUCAGCUUAUUUUUAUUCUUUUCACUAAAUUUUACAAAAAUCACUUUAAUUCCCAUUGACUUGCAUAGAAAAUAGACGUCGUUAUUUUGCCACCCGCCAACUACAGUAGUUUUUUGGAACUCCAUAAAAAUAGGGACGGAAAUUUGAAAUUUGACCAGGGCCGAUUCGCCUCCUGAUCUCUAGUCUUCAUAAUAUUAACAUUUAAUUAUUUCAUCUUCUCCAUUAGAUUCAUUCAAAGUACGGUUGCCACCUGUCCUUUUUUCAAACAAAUUGUCCUUGGUAAUUUUUAAAGCCUAUAAUGUCCUUUUUUUAUGACACAUGUCGUUUUUUACUACACAUGCCCUUCUAAAGGACCUGGUUUUAGUAAAAGUAUAAGCCGAGGACAAAAAUAUUUUAACCGGAUCCCUUCACUGAACUAUUUAUUAAACUGGGAGAACAAAACUGAUCAACAAAAUCAAGCUACAUAGCCAGGUGAUAUUUGACACUCUGGCGCCCACACGUGCGUAUCUAAAUGCACUAAAAAGAAACAUCAUAAUUAAAUUUAACACUUAUUACAUUCAACUACGACACGUUUUAAUUUAAAAAAUCAUUUAAAGAUGAUUUUUGAUUAAUACGUUGGUGAAAUAAAUGUUCCAAUAAUUUAACAAAAAAUAAUAUAACUUAUCGUAGUACGCCCGUGGGAAACGUGACGUAGAAUGCUCGAAAUUGACAGUCUGUCGUCCAAAUUGUCAUGUGCACCGACCGUUUUUUUCACCCAUGUCGGCUUAGAAAUUAGGAGUAGGGUUUAUGUCAAUUGGCUAUCCAGUUUAAUAUCAAGGUCGGUGGAUCUCUGUCGUCACCGUUAUCCCGCUUUUCCCUUUCGUAAAUCUGGCAACUCUACCUUUUUUCACUUUUCAAAAAGGUGGCAACCCUAAUUCAAAGACGUAUAAUAUGUAGUGGCGUUUAAUUUAAAUCCUAAAUAAAUUUUGACAUAUGUUGACAUUUGACACAUAAAAUGUAACUCUUUGUUCCGUCGGUACAGUGAGAGCCAAAAACUUUGCAAUGCAUGAAAAAUUUUUAUUUCAGCUCAAACUGUAAUUAUUUGCCAGAAAAUUAAUUAAAUAAGAAAUUUUGCUAUUUCUUUUCAAAGAAUCAAAAGUGCUUUUCAAAUUAACUUUGAAAAAUGUAUGUUAUAAAUACCCAAUAAAAAAUUUAGAAUUAUUGAAAGUGCAAUAUUGGCUUUGAUCAAAUAACCGUGUACGUGCUUAUUAUUAAGAGUGAUAAAAAAUGUUUUUAAAGUAGGCCAUGACUGACAAAGGCAGAUAUGAGUCAUGACAUGACGCUCCGACAUGCGUAAUUUUUUCCAUUACCUAUUUUAAAAACAUUUUUCGUGGAUCACUCCAUAUCUUGUAAAAAUAUUUUUAUAUCAAUGAAAUAUUUUUUAUAAUAAAACUACUUGUAAGAGUGCAUCUGUUCGUUGAAUUUUAUGUUUUUAAAACAUUAUUUUUUUGUAUAUUUAAGUAAUAAAAUCGGAGGAUUUGUUCUUCGUUUUAAAACAGAAAACCCCAAAUACUUGUUAUUGCGUUUUUUUAUUUGUUACUA
Psylliodes chrysocephalus is the source of this 6803-nucleotide messenger RNA. Lineage: Eukaryota; Metazoa; Arthropoda; Insecta; Coleoptera; Chrysomelidae. The record is from the annotation of a GenBank genome assembly.